AUGCCUGUUCAGGCGUUUUUGGGAACCGUCUUUGAGACGCCGGACCGGCACACACUGAACAUUAUCCAGGACGCCCUGGUUGUGGUGCAUGACGGCACAAUUGAGCAGGUGCUCGAUCCGGCAACCGAUGCUGCAACCUAUGCAAGCGCCCUCGAGGCGGCUUCGGCCGCCGGCCACCUUACUCGCCUCCAGAAGGGCCAGUACCUGAUUCCUGGACUCAUUGAUCUGCACGUCCACGCACCACAGUGGCCGCAGCUUGGCAUGGCACUUGAUAAGAGUUUAGAUGCGUGGCUACAGCAGUACUCGUUCCCGUUGGAGGCGCGUUACAAAGAUCUGGAGUUUGCGGAGAAGUCGUACAGCUCACUCGUGUCCGCGCUGUUGGCGAAUGGAACGACGACGGUGGCGUACUUUGCGUCGAUUCACCUAGAGGCCAGCCUGCUCCUUGCACGUAUCUGCUUGGAGAAGGGACAGCGCGCAGUGGUGGGCCGCGUGGCAAUGGACCUUGUUGAUCAGUGCCCCGAGUACUACCGAGACGCCUCGCCGGAGGAGUCAGUGGCGCAGUCAGAGGCCUUUGUGCAGCAGGUGCGUGCACUGAAGGGCAACACGGAAGGCCUCGUGCUCCCGGCCGUGAUCCCUCGUUUCAUUCCGAGUUGCAGCGAUGCAGCGCUAGUUGGACUGGGUGAGGUGGCGAAGAACUAUGGCUGCCAUGUGCAGACACACUGCUCCGAGAGUGAUUGGGAGCAUAACUAUGUGAUUGAGCGGUGCGGCAAGCAUGACGCCCAUGCGCUCGACGACUUUGGGCUUUUGACUCGACGGACCAUCCUGGCACACUGCAACUACCUUUCCACGGAGGACAUGCAACUGGUAAAGGCGCGCGAGGCAGCUGUGGGUCAUUGCCCGCUCUCUAACUUCUACUUUUCCGGUGCCGUUUUCCCAUUGAAAAAGGCUUUGGAUAUAGGCGUGCAUGUGGGCAUGGGGACGGACAUCUCUGGAGGCCCGAGUGCCUCGCUCUUUGACGCAUGCCGCUACGCCCUCGCGGCGGGCCGCGCGCUAGAGAGCGGUACCGAUCCGUGUCUGAGUGCUACAGAGCGCAGCCAGCACAGCGGCGCCCGCGUGAGCAAUGUGGAAGUAUUCUUCGUGGCUACCGCAAGUGGUGGCAUCUCCCUCGACCUCAAGGUCGGCCGCAUCGCUCCUGGCUACAUGUUCGACGCAUUGGUGAUCGACACCACGCUUCCGAACAGCAGCCUGAUGGUCUUUGAGGGCCUCGACACCCUGGAGGACGUCUUCGAGAAGAUUCUCUAUAACGCGGCGCCGCACAACAUUCUGCAAACGUACGUAAAUGGACGUCUAGUCUCGCAGCGCUAA
This is a messenger RNA of Leishmania mexicana MHOM/GT/2001/U1103, 1365 nucleotides long. Its product is annotated as putative guanine deaminase. NCBI's taxonomy places the organism in Eukaryota, Euglenozoa, Kinetoplastea, Trypanosomatida, Trypanosomatidae. The record is from RefSeq and is a predicted model, not a curated record. The coding region runs from base 1 to 1365 and encodes 454 amino acids. Gene Ontology annotation, molecular function: guanine deaminase activity; zinc ion binding. Gene Ontology annotation, cellular component: cytosol. The transcript has a single exon. Gene Ontology annotation, biological process: guanine catabolic process.